This is a messenger RNA of Callorhinchus milii (elephant shark), 1394 nucleotides long. It is a transcript of the gene gpalpp1, whose product is annotated as GPALPP motifs containing 1. The record is from RefSeq and is a predicted model, not a curated record. The transcript is spliced from 8 exons. NCBI's taxonomy places the organism in Eukaryota, Metazoa, Chordata, Chondrichthyes, Chimaeriformes, Callorhinchidae. Bases 69 to 1211 code for a protein of 380 amino acids.
CACUGCUGGUCAGGGUGAGCAGGGCCGGGCCGGGCCGGGCAGGGCUGGUGAGGGCAGCAGCAGGCGGCAUGUCGGAGGAGGAGGCCCCUCUGGGUCCCGCGCUGCCUCCCGGCUUUAGGACAGUCAGGAGCCAGCGAUCAGCAGACGACUGUGAGCGGCGACGGGGCUCGAAGCCCACGGACCACACAGCGGUUGCAGGACCUGCGUUGCCUCCAGGAUUUAGGUCACGUAAGAGUUCUGAAAGUUCAGACAGUGAUGAAGAAGGUGUCCGAUGCACCCACGAGAAGAGGGAAACCGGUCCUGCUUUGGCCUCCGACUUAAUGAAAUCAAGUAAACAGGUUAUCGAGAAGGAGAAUAGUGACAAAUCCAAACCCAGAGGCAAACAGACGGUCAUUCCCCAGGAACAAGAAAAAGAUGAAGACGAUGGAUUUUUUGGCCCUGCCCUUCCUCCUGGAUUUCCGAAAAAACAGCAAUCUCCUGACCGGCCUUUUAUAGGACCUGCAUUGCCACCUGGUUUCAGAAAGCCAGAGGAGGAAAUAAGCUAUGAAUCUCUAACUGCACCAGCAGUGUCGCCCAGCUUAAGUAGGUUGCCAACAGAAAAUGAACGUGAAGACGAGAAUGUAAUUGGCCCAAUGCCUUCAAUGGGACCAAAUGAAUCCAAUAUAGCAAUGGAGAUUGAACUGCGAGCUAAAAAAAUGAAAGAAAGACUUAUUUCUGGGAACACAAAUGAAGGCAAGAAGGAGACCAGAGAGUCUUGGAUGACUGAACUUCCACCAGAAUUACAAAACAUUGGUCUGGGUGCCAGAACCUUUAAGAAACGUUCAGACGAAGGAUCCCGUGACCGAUCUAUAUGGACAGACACUCCAGCUGACAAGGAAAAAAAAGAAAAAGAUAAGGAAAUGGUACAAUCAAAGGACUUGCCUACGAAAGAACCUGAGAGUGUUUUUCUCUCAGACAGGGACAAAAGAAUGGCUAAGGAAGUAGCAGUGUACAAUGAGACCAAAAGAUCUGAAUCGUUACUUGACAUGCACAGUAAAAAGUUGAAGAGAAAAGCGAGCGAAGAGGAGAAACCCCAGGAACGACGAGCAUUUGAUCGGGAUCAGGAUCUCCAGGUUCAUCAGUUUGAUGAGGCCCAAAAAAAAGCCUUAAUCAAGAAAUCUAGAGAGCUGAACACCAGGUUUUCACAUGGAAAAAGCAACAUGUUUCUGUAAAACGUAACUGCUGAAAAAAGAUGUGGUUUUAUCGUAACUGCAGACAUUCUGUAGUUAGUUAACAUUGCUGUAAUAUUUCUCUAUUGUAAGGUAAAAACUGUUGUUGUAGGAGGCACCAAAUUCUUUGUUCCUGUUUUAACAAUUUUGAUGAAUCUAAGUAAAGGUAAAUCUGUUUUGCCUAAA